Physella acuta is the source of this 996-nucleotide messenger RNA. RefSeq names its product serine/arginine repetitive matrix protein 1-like. The record is from RefSeq and is a predicted model, not a curated record. NCBI's taxonomy places the organism in Eukaryota, Metazoa, Mollusca, Gastropoda, Physidae.
AUGGGUGAGGUAAUCAGCUACACCAUUGGUGAUAGCCAUGAAUGUCCAAUAGAAUGUCCAAUAGAAUGUCCAAUAGAAUGUCCAAUAGAAUGUCGAAGAGAAUGUCGAAGAGAAUGUCGAAGAGAAUGUCGAAGAGAAUGUCGAAGAGAAUGUCGAAGAGAAUGUCGAAGAGAAUGUCGAAGAGAAUGUCGAAGAGAAUGUCGAAGAGAAUGUCGAAGAGAAUGUCGAAGAGAAUGUCGAAGAGAAUGUCCAAUAGAAUGUCCAAUAGAAUGUCCAAUAGAAUGUCCAAUAGAAUGUCGAAGAGAAUGUCGAAGAGAAUGUCGAAGAGAAUGUCGAAGAGAAUGUCGAAGAGAAUGUCGAAGAGAAUGUCGAAGAGAAUGUCGAAGAGAAUGUCGAAGAGAAUGUCGAAGAGAAUGUCGAAGAGAAUGUCGAAGAGAAUGUCGAAGAGAAUGUCAAAGAGAAUGUCCCUACAAAUGUCCACCAAAGACCCACCGACCCCGCAAAAAAGAAGACCCACCGACCUCGCAAGAAGACCCACCGACCCUGAAAGAAGACCCACCGACCCUGAAAGAAGACCCACCGAACCCGCAAGAAGACCCACCGACCCCGCAAAAAAGAAGACCCACCGACCUCGCAAGAAGACCCACCGACCCUGAAAGAAGACCCACCAACCCUGAAAGAAGACCCACCGAACCCGCAAGAAGACCCACCGACCCCGCAAGAAAGAAGACCCACCGACCCCGCAAGAAAGAAGACCCACCGACCCGCAAGAAAGAAGACCCACCGACCCUGAAAGAAGACCCACCGAACCCGCAAGAAGACCCACCAACCCUGAAAGAAGACCCACCGACCCUGAAAGAAGACCCACCGACCCUGAAAGAAGACCCACCGACCCUGAAAGAAGACCCACCGACCCUGAAAGAAGACCCACCGACCCUGAAAAAAGACCCACCGACCCCGCAAGAAAGAGGACCCAUCCAUCCUGCAAAUCCGUAA